UUUUCGUUUGUUUUUCUUUCAGCGUUUCCCCCCGAAAACACUGCAGGGCGGCCACCCGCUGAAAAAAAAAACUUCUUCCUUUCCUUUCCCUGCAGGUGUAGCGGAGGCGGCUGGCGGCGAGGAGGGGGCGACGCAGGAGGAGAGCAAUGAAUCAGCAGACUCACUCCUACAGUCAGCAGGAGCUAGCUGUACCUCAGAGGCUUUAAGAAACUGGAUGGCUUCUACGGUGAGCCUGGGUAAAGACACAUUAUUGGAAGAUGGAAUGCCACCUGCAAAAAAGCCCAGGAAGCUGCUGCCAAGCCUCAAAACCAAGAAGCCUCGGGAGCUCGUCCUGGUGAUUGGGACAGGAAUUAGCGCAGCCGUCGCUCCCCAAGUCCCAGCACUGAAGUCUUGGAAGGGGUUAAUCCAGGCCCUCCUGGAUGCUGCUAUUGACUUUGAUCUUCUGGAAGAUGAAGAGAGCAAAAGGUUUCAGAAGUGUCUCCAUGAAGACAAGAACUUGGUUCACGUUGCCCAUGACCUUAUCCAGAAGCUGUCUCCGCGCACAAGCAACGUUCGCUCAACAUUUUUCAAAGACUGUUUAUACGAGGUGUUUGAUGACCUGGAAUCUAAAAUGGAAGAUUCUGGCAAACAGCUGCUUCAGUCUGUGCUUCGCUUAAUGGAAAAUGGGGCACUCGUGUUAACCACCAACUUCGAUAACCUGCUGGAACUGUAUGCAGCGCACCAGGGGAAGCAUCUGGAGUCUCUUGACCUGACGGAUGAGAAGAAGGUGCUGGAGUGGGCGCAAGAGAAGAGGAAGCUCAGCGUCCUGCAUAUCCACGGCGUGUACACGAACCCGAGCGGCAUAGUGCUGCACCUGGCCGGGUACCAGAACGUGCUGCGCAACACGGAGGUCAUGCGAGAGAUUCAGAAGCUGUAUGAAAAUAAGUCAUUCCUGUUCUUGGGCUGUGGUUGGACUGUUGAUGACACCACGUUUCAAGCCCUGUUCUUAGAAGCUGUGAAGCACAAGUCAGACCUGGAGCACUUUAUGCUCGUGCGGCGAGGAGACGUGGAUGAGUUCAAGAAGCUCCGUGAGAACAUGCUGGACAAAGGGAUUAAAGUGAUUUCCUACGGAGAUGAAUAUGCAGACUUGCCUGAGUACUUUGAGAGGCUGACGAGCGAGAUCACCAUGCGGGGUGAGACAGGUGUGCUUAAGGAGGGACAGCAGCUGAAUGGCUCCACCGCUGCCCAUGGUGAGAUAAAAGGACGCAGCACGUGAGCCUUGCCCCAGGAGCAGUGCUGCAGAACCUCCCCAGGACAGGACGAGCAGGAGCCAGCAGCUCCAUGGAAGCCUGCAGCCUCCAAGGUCAGUCCAGGGGAGGAGCAAAGUCCCCGUCCAGAGCUGCUGUUCUCGCCCACAUGCACCGAGACUCCCAGAGACACAUCAGGCACGAGACAGAGCGCUGGGCAGUUUCCCUGUGAAAUGAGCCUGGUGCCUGAUUUAACGUAGUAAUUGUCUUUUUUUAAUCAAGGGUGCAUUUGCCUGGGGAAACGUUUUCUCCCCACCUCAACUGCAGCCUCCUGUCAUUUCGUAUUUAGUGCUUUUGUAUUCUGUACUUUCACUCUAAAAUGAAACUUGAGCAUUUUUUUUUACUUGAAGCUCUAGUUUUCUAGCCCUUUCUUUAUACUGUACAGUAUUUUGUAUGUUGAAGCUUGUAUUAAAGGCCUGUUCCGCUACC
This is a messenger RNA of Oxyura jamaicensis (ruddy duck), 1715 nucleotides long. It is a transcript of the gene SIRAL1, whose product is annotated as family with sequence similarity 118 member B. Lineage: Eukaryota; Metazoa; Chordata; Aves; Anseriformes; Anatidae. The transcript is spliced from 9 exons. Bases 215 to 1255 code for a protein of 346 amino acids. The record is from RefSeq and is a predicted model, not a curated record.